Zea mays is the source of this 2011-nucleotide messenger RNA. RefSeq names its product rho GDP-dissociation inhibitor 1. Gene Ontology annotation, cellular component: cytoplasm; cytosol; membrane. The record is from RefSeq and is a predicted model, not a curated record. Gene Ontology annotation, molecular function: protein binding; Rho GDP-dissociation inhibitor activity. Gene Ontology annotation, biological process: Rho protein signal transduction. The transcript has 5 exons. The coding region runs from base 1094 to 1792 and encodes 232 amino acids. NCBI's taxonomy places the organism in Eukaryota, Viridiplantae, Streptophyta, Magnoliopsida, Poales, Poaceae.
UCCGCCUCCCCCGCAGACAGCAGCCGCUCGCCUCCCCUCCACCCGCUCGCUUUUCGUCCUCCGCCUUGCCUCCACCUCCCCAGCCUCCUUCCCUCCGGCCGGCCACCGCGCCUCCUUCCCUCUUCCUCCUCCCCGGCGUCGAGCGGAUCCGGGCCGGCGCGUCGCUCUCCUCUCCCACGCCGGCGCGCGCGGAUCCGGCGAGGAGGCGCGCGGAUCCAGCCCGGCGGCUCGCGAAUCCGGCUCGGCCACGCGCGGAUCCGGCCAGGCGGCUCACGAAUCCGGCGAAGCCACGCGGAUCCGGCGAGGAGGCGCGUGGAUCUGACCCGGCGGCGCGCUGUCAUCCUCCACCGGCUCCAAGACGUGGCCGCCUGCUCCUCCGUCCAAGUCCGGCAUCGCGCGCGAGGAAGAGGUGGUUGUCCACGUGGAGGAAUAGGGUAUCCACUGCAAGACGCCAUAUCUGAGGUUCGAGCUCGUCUUGGGCCCGAUACAGUUGGUCAUACAGUCACCGCUGCAGGGAUAUUUUACUGUAAAUGGCGAUGCAUCCAGUUUGCAGUCCGCGAGUGCAGAUAGCCUAAAACUCCUAACAAACGCCACCACAGUUGUGCAACCUGUAGCCUGUAGAGGUUGAAUUGAAUCGCGUCGCGUCGGAUCGUGCCCGUCACGUUGUCUGGUCUCCACUACGUCGCUUGGGGCCCGCGGGGGGAGAAUUAAAGUCUCCUUAUCCUCUCCGCCACCGGCGCCUGUCAUCGCUGAUCGUCGGAUCCAAACCAUCCCACCUCGCCGUCCGGCGUCCGCUCUGCCUUGCGCCGCGGUCCGUUCCCCCUUGUCCGAAUCCGCCUCGGCGUGUCCGCCCUCCCUCUCCCCUCCCCUCCCCUCCCCUCCCCUCCCCUCGUGUCGUGUGCGCUCUCCUUUAGUCCUUUUGGUGUGCUCUUGGUAUCUGUGCUCGCCUCUCCUCGUCUUCCUUCCUUCCUUUCCGUCCCCACCGCCCCUGCGACUCCCCGCGUGCAGCGUGCGCGCUCAUUCGCCCGCCGCUCCCUGCUCGUACGACCCGCUCUUGUCUGUCUGUCUGACGCCACGCGAGAGCAGUGCCCCGAUGUCGUCGGCGGUGGAGCCCGUCUCCUGCUCCAAGGUCGACGUCCCCGCCGCCGGCCCGGAUCCGGAGGACGCAGCGGCGCCCGCGGGGCACGGCGAGGCGGCUCCGUGUUGCCACGAGGAGGAGGAGGAGGAGGAGGAGGAGAAGGCCCCCCAGGCCAUCGACCUCGGCCCCAUGGUCAGCAUCAAGGAGCAGCUCGAGAAGGACAAGGACGACGAGAGCCUGCGGCGAUGGAAGGAGCAGCUCCUCGGCGGCGUGGACUUGAAUUCCGUGGGAGAGACGCUGGAGCCGGACGUGAGGAUAACGAGCCUGUCCAUCCUGUCGCCCGGGCGGCGCGACAUCGUCCUGCCGCUGCCGGUGGACGCCACCAAGGGCGUGUGGUUCACGCUCAAGGAAGGCUCCCCGUACCGGCUCAAGUUCACCUUCUCCGUCAGCAGCAACAUCGUCUCCGGCCUGCGCUACACCAACACCGUCUGGAAGACAGGCCUCAAAGUUGACAGAGCCAAGGAGAUGCUCGGCACGUUCAGCCCCCAGCCGGAGCCCUACACGUACGUGACGCCGGAGGACACCACCCCGUCGGGAAUGUUCGCCCGGGGGUCCUACUCCGCCAGGACGAAGUUCCUCGACGACGACCGGAAGUGCUACCUGGAGAUCAACUACGCCUUCGACAUCCGCCGGGAGUGGCCGUCGGCGAGCUGACCGAUCGGCCUUCGCCGGGGCGCCGGAGCAGAUCGAUAAUCGUUUCGCUGCUCUGUGUCUUCGCUUCUCUGUGUUGGCUCGUCUUGUCCUGUCCUGUUCUAUGCCUAGGUUUCGUUCACCAUGUUGCUGCGCGCGCGCGCGUGUGUGUGUGAAUACACCCCCGUUCCACGUGACAAUUGAAUGCUUUGUUGAGCUUUUGUCAGGCUCUCGUUUUUUUCU